AUGACAAAUAAUACCCCAACCUUCAAAUCAUUGCUCAUACUUCUUUGGAAUGCCAACGGUGUUCAUAAUCAUAUUGCCGAACUCUCACUUGUACUUCACGACAAACGUAUAGAUAUAGCUCUGAUAUCUGAAACACAUCUCACUAACAGAACAAAAAUACACAUUUCCGACUACACAAUACUGAGAUCAAACCACCCAGACGGUACCGCACACAGGGGAGCGGCGAUAAUUAUUAGAUCUACAAUUAUCUUUCAUAACGUCUCACAACUAAGCGAACCCCAUAUACAAUCCUUCACCAUCCAAAUUACUCUAGACUAUUCUCCUAUCUCCAUCUUUGCAGCAUACUGUCCCCCUACCCAAAUCAUUUCUACAAUACUAUUUGAGCAAUUUUUCAACUCUCUAGGUAAUUACUGUAUUGUUGGUGGCGUCCUCAAUGCCAAACACACCCAAUGGGGGUGUCAUUCUAACUUACCAAGAGGUAACUCUCUUAGACGAGUUAUUACUGCCAAAAACUACUUAAUUAUCUCACCCCAAAACCCCACAUACUGGUCAACAUCACUCCGAAAGCGACCAGAUAUCCUUGACAUAUUCGUCGCUAAAAUACUGAACCGAUUUAACACCAUCAUAGAUAAUCUAACAAAUCCUCACUCAGACCACUCGCCAGUACUUCUUACCCUUGACACCUCUCCUCUAAAAAGAUUAAUGAAUCCAUCAUUAAUCAAUGAAAAAGUUAACUGGACAAAAUUCCAAUCGAUAUUUACAAGCAACAUUAACCUGAACAUUAGUUUAAAAUCCCCAAACCAACUUGAGGAAUCAGUACAAUAUCUAACAACAACAAUACAAAAUGCAGCAUGGUCCUCUUGGACACCAAAAAUAACUGAUAAUUACAAUCAAAAUAAUCUCUCUUUGCCUACCUAUUUAAGAUCUCUUAUUGUUCAAAAACGUCGUGCCAGAGCAACCUGGCAGAGAACAAAAUAUCCCACCGAUAAAACCAAUUAUAAUCACUUAUGCACAUUACUCAAAAGACAAAUGGCAAAACAAUGUUCAGAAGACUUCACCAAACAAACUAGCCUCUUAUCCGAAAAAGACGGCUCUUUUUGGAAAACCACUAGAAAAAUCUUAAAAAUCAAAACAAUGUCAUUUCCAAUUAAAAACCCUGAUGUCAGCCUCGCUAUAAACGAUAAAGAGAAAGCAGAAGCACACAGACAUCACCUCUCCCAAGUCUUUAACCUAAAUGACUCCACUAUUCCUUCUAUAGAAAACAAAAUAUGCAAUUUCCUAGAUAGCCAACUCCCAAUGACACUUCCACCCAAACCAUUCACUCCUAAUGAGGUAAAAUCAUUUAUACGAAAAUUUCCAUUAGGUAAAUCACCUGGACAUAAUUUGAUAACAGCCGAAAUAGCCCGCAAACUUCCCAACAAAGAUAUAUUACACAUAACUCAUAUCUUCAAUGCUAUACUCCGACUCUCAUAUUUCCCGAUUCAAUGGAAACUCGCCACAAUUAUUCUCUUCCCUAAACCAAACAAACCAAUAGAUAACCCCUCCUCAUAUAGGCCUAUUAGUUUGUUACCUUUCUUUGCAAAACUUUUAGAAAAAUUAAUAUNAACUAAUUCCUGA
This is a messenger RNA of Cinara cedri, 1617 nucleotides long. The record is from the annotation of a GenBank genome assembly. Lineage: Eukaryota; Metazoa; Arthropoda; Insecta; Hemiptera; Aphididae.